Molecule: messenger RNA, 2469 nt
Organism: Asterias rubens (European starfish)
Lineage: Eukaryota; Metazoa; Echinodermata; Asteroidea; Forcipulatida; Asteriidae
Product: transmembrane protein 53-like
Exons: 4
Coding region: 107-1093 (328 amino acids)
Molecular function (GO): serine hydrolase activity
Source: RefSeq, a predicted model, not a curated record
UCGGACGGCCGGGUGUGUGUGUCUGGGGCGGGUGUGCUACAGUUUUUAGUUUUAGGGCAAACAUUACUUUGUCCCCUUAUAAUUCACCCAGAUUACUAUUCUAAACAUGCUACGGAUAGCAGUAAGUGCCGGAGUUCGGAGGGCCAGUUCAGGUAGCCUGGUAGAGGCACCAUGGCAGGCAAGCAGUAUGAGACUGUACGGCACUGCCCCUCCUCAAGGGAAUCCAGCCCCGCCCCUUAUAAAGAUCACCCCUAACUUAUCUCUACAAAAGGCAACACUACCCGAGGGAGAACAGUCCAAACAGCGCCCUCUUGUGUUGGUACUAAGUUGGCUUCUAGCCAAGCAGCGGCACCUUGACAACUUUAUCAAGUUUUACACAAAUCGAGGAUGUGAUGUUUUGACUGUGAGAAUUCAGCCAUUGCAGAUCAUGCUUCCAACCAAAGGAUCGCAAGUCAUCGCCAAAGAGGUCGUCAAAUUUCUUCAGAGUUCGGAAGUCUGUGAUCGUAAGAUCCUCGUUCACAGCUUCUCAGUGGGUGGGUACCAGUACAGUGAGGUCCUUCAGCAGAUGAUGAGGGUACAGUCUGAGUCGCAGGAGAUUACCGGCCGAAUCAUCGGCCAGAUUUACGAUAGUCCGGUAGAUCUGAACGAAGUCGCCAUUGGAAUGUCAAAGGCUCUUUUAAAGAACAGACUUCUCCAGAAGACGAUGCAAAAGAGUAUAGACCUUUAUCUGAAAGCAAUGCACAAACCGGUCACCCAACACUACCAGAAGAGCUCCGAGGUCUUCUUCCACAAUCCAGUCCCUGCCCCUUCCCUCUUCUUUUACUCUCACAGCGACUUAGUCGCGACGGCCGACGCCAGCCAGCGCGCCAUCGCGUCCCUCCAAGACAAGAUGGGGCAUCGGAACAUCCACAGCAAGUCUUUUCAGGACUCGCCGCAUGUCAGUCAUAUGUAUAAGCAUCGGGACGAGUACAUGGCGACGUUGAACGCGUUCCUGACUAAAGUGGAGUAUUUCAAAGAGUCCUCGGAAGAACACAAGGAGCUUCCCGAUCUUGUCGGGGAAGAAAUGCGGGGGAAGGAGGUGGAAAUGUUUUAAUAAGUCGUUCACUCAUUAGACCGUUUCGAAUAACCCCUCUGUUGCUUUGAAAGUCGCCAUCUUGUAGGGCAAACCUUAUGCACGUCUAAACGCGUUUAUCAACCAAGCACGCAGCAUGCAGCGGUCCCGGUUUGAAUUCUAUGGCACAUGUAAGCACAUGCUCACAGACGCCAUGUUGUAGGGCAGGUAUUUGAAUGGUGACUUCAUAUUCAAUAGGGUCUAUUUCUCAAGAUUGUUAAAGGCAGGAUACACUUUUGGUAGUUGUCAAAAGCCUCUUUCCCAUUUGUCUUUUUUUUUUUGGUUAAAGUACUGUGACUUUUCUGUAAAAUGACAAAUUAAAUCCAAUGAGGGUGCAUGUUGAACUGCCCUCCAUGUCAACUAACCGCAACCAUGAUGUAAAAGUAACGGACCUAAAGAGGUCGCGGAAGAGUUCUGAAAGCCAUGGUAACUUAAAAAGGCCGCUUAAAGGCCAAUGGGAACAGCUCUGCGCUGCAAACCUACUGCGACCACCACGCUGUAAAAGGCUUUACAAACGUCGCGGAAUAUUAAGGUGCAAUGGGAACAGCUCUGCGCUGCAAACCUACUGCGACCACCACGCUGUAAAAGGCUUUACAAACGUCGCGGAAUAUUAAGGUGCAAUGGGAACAGCUCUGCGCUGCAAACCUACUGCGACCACGCUGUAAAAGGCUUUACAAACGUCACAGAAUAUAAUCCCAGGUGGGAACGCACGGUAGAAUUACACCAAUCACUAUGCAAAGCCAUUCAGGGUAACUUUCCGCAUGGCCGGGGGGGAAAAAAAUCCAUUGGGAACGUGGCUAAAGACAAGUAUCCCAACGUUUUGCGUAAAAUGACAAACUUGUGAAACUUGAAUUGGUCAUCGUAGUUGCAAGAAAAAAAAAACGACAUAAAAGAUACCUGUGUUGCAUAGGAUUGUGUGCUUUCAGAUGCCUUAGACAGAAUCUAUGCCUAAUACCUUUCUCAGAUUCAAAAUUUUCAGGAGGAAAUAAAUCUCUUUCUCUAAAACUAAAUUACUUAAUAGGGAGAAGCGAAGAUGAUUGCUGGUGACGAGACUUAUUAAAUACAAAAUAUUUAUUAAACUAAGAUGAAAAACAAAUAAUCAUGUCAUAAAUUUAUAACGAGCUUUGCUUGCAUGGUUGUGAUUUUAUUUUUGCUAAGCAAACUUUAAAUUAUAGCUUUAUAUUUUUGUAUAAUUACAAAGUUUUUGCCUAAGAUUUAUUUUAUCACUAUCAUAAAAAAUACCUUGCAGCUAGUAGAGAAGCUCACUUAAAAUAUUUAACCAACUUUAACACAUCACAGCAGUCGGAUUUCAUAAAGACAGUGGACACUAUUGGUAAUUGUCAAAGACUAGCCUUCAU